AUGGGGCAGAACCGCACCGCGGACAGCUCUGAUAACGAAACCCGAUGCUCAGCUUGCUUCGACGCCUGCGGCAAGACUUUCGCCGGAGGUGCCGCCAUGGCGGUGCUGAGCACCAGCGACGUGACGGGGGUGGACUCCAAGGUCCGCUCGCUGCGCGUGGUGUCUGGGACACCGCAGAUCGUUUUGGGUCUUUGCCGUGGCACCUACAACUACGGCGUGAUGGGCAUGGAGGUGACGAGCAUUCGGGCCGCCCGAGGGGGCUGCUUGAAUUUUCCAGGUCACGGACCGGCCCACGCAGCUGCGCUCCCAACAGAGUUGGCAGAGCUCGCGGCAACGAUGUUCCUCAAGGCAGACCUGGCCCCCUUUGACGGCCAGCUGAAUUCCACGGAGGCCGCGGCAGUUGGCCUGGGCCCCCUGGUGCAGGCGGCGGAUGAGAACCAGGACGGCGUUCUGAGCGUGGAGGAGUACGCCACGGUGCUGGCGCGCGAUGCCGAGCGCCGAAGAGCACGAAAGGCGACCCCAUUCAUGUCCGCGGAAUCCAUGGAGGAGGCCGCCAAGACUUGGGCCUUCGCCGCCGAGGCCGCCGUGGGCCACACUCCCGGUGCGGUGGAUGGCGUGGCCGGCGCCCAGGAGCUCUUCAAGGAGGACUACGAAAAGGCGAAGGUCGACCCAGCGGAGGGCGUGCCGACCACCACGCCGCCUCCCGAGCUCGACCCGCUGGGCAACCCCAUCGUCUCCGGCGGCCCGAGCGAAGGCGACUUCGGGGACGUGCGGGACGCGUCGCCCGUAGAAGGAGCCUACGACCCUCAGACCGGGAACAUCAUGCUCUGCGUGAAUGGGAAAGAGUUCCAUGGAGGGUUCUGCUACGACUACUGCAACUUCGACUACCCGCUGGACAUCCUGAACAUGUGCUGGAAGGAGGACUGCCCCGACGGCUGGACGGAGAUCGCUGGCGGCGUCUGCAAGAAAGACGGAUGGAACCUUGAAACCGAACUCAUGGAGAGCUACAACCGCGGCAUGGGUGAGCUCCCGGAGUCCUGCACCCUGGGCAGCUCUUUCGGCCCGGGCGACGCCAUCGACGAUGGGACCCGAGACUUUACGGUUGCAUUUGUUUCCGACACGCAGCUGCCCUGGUGCAGCGGCGACUACAAGUCGGACGUUGAUUGCGCCAUUUUGGAGAACUGGCGACUCAUCCAGGGCCUCCACGCUGUGCAAAACCUUCGCUGGAGCACCGGCGGGGCGUUCAAUGCGUCAUCUGAGCAGGUGCAAGAGCCACUAGGGGUUUUCAUCACUGGCGACCUCACAGCCUAUGCCCACCCCUGGCAGUACCAUUUGUACCGGAAGAUCUGGGAGACGCGAGAGGGCGAGGACGCGAACAAGAACCUGAAGUUGAACGCAUGGCCCGGCCUUGGAAACCAUGACUAUGCCAACAACCUCGGCAGCUGCCUGUGGAUUGUAGAAGAGCCGGUGUGGUCGGGCUACUGGCGGAGCUCGUGCGCGCAGCGCAUGAUCGGAUACAUCCGCUCGGCCGUGGCCGGAUGCGACGGGCACACCGUGGUGAAGAACUUCGGAGGGCACGUGGAUCACUACGACUUCGACUCUGCCGCGUACACGGUGCGCCACGGCCGGAUCCGCUUCGUGCACCUUCACAACUAUCCCACCUAUCGUCGGGAGUUGCUCGCUGGGGUGGCUUCGACCAUCCAGCUGCUUGGGAGCUUUCUGAAGCUGUCCUCCACUAGUCCACCAGAUCCUGCACCCUCGCCGUCAUGUUUCCGCGUGGAGCUCCGGUCCGCGAUGAACGGCGAUCUGCUUGCAGAGGUGCAGCACACAGCGCCGGUCUCCGUGGGCGUGCUGCAGUGCAGUCUUGCAGCUAUGCUACACGACGAUGUUCGACCAGCCUUGUUAUUCCAGGGCUCUCCUCUGAAAGUUGAGGAGGUUAUUCCCGCGGCAACAGUACUUGAGGUGAUCCGCCGACCCUUGACCCAGGAAGUGGCUGAGCGUCUGCAGCGGGCUCGUGCAGACCUUCAACGGCUGAGGCUGCCGGACCUGCAUGAGAUGAGGGGCUGCAAAGUGCCACCAGAACCAAACAAACACCUCCUGUCUGCCAUCUUGCUUCUUCGAAAUGUGCGUGACCACUCUUGGCUUUCCAUGAGCAAGCUCUUGGCGAAAAGGGGCCUUCUGCAAGACCUGGUUGCCUUGGAGCCACUCGGCUGGCCCUCGGGCCAGCUGAGGCCUCACCAGGUAAGCUUCGAGACCCAAGUGGCCGUGCAGCAGCUUUUGGAGCGCUACCCCAGCAGCUUCAAGCCGGAGGUGAUCCAACGAGUUUCCGUGGCCUCGGCAGCGAUGGCGGCGCUGGUGGCAUCCUUCGUGGAGUGCUGGAAACGCCUGAGCAGUAUGUUAGGGUUAGGGUUUAGGGUUGAGGGUUGA
Molecule: messenger RNA, 2427 nt
Organism: Symbiodinium natans
Lineage: Eukaryota; Dinophyceae; Suessiales; Symbiodiniaceae
Source: the annotation of a GenBank genome assembly